This is a messenger RNA of Alosa alosa (allis shad), 2586 nucleotides long. It is a transcript of the gene ptp4a2b, whose product is annotated as protein tyrosine phosphatase 4A2b. Gene Ontology annotation, cellular component: nucleus. The transcript is spliced from 7 exons. NCBI's taxonomy places the organism in Eukaryota, Metazoa, Chordata, Actinopteri, Clupeiformes, Clupeidae. Gene Ontology annotation, molecular function: protein tyrosine phosphatase activity. Bases 617 to 1123 code for a protein of 168 amino acids. Gene Ontology annotation, biological process: protein dephosphorylation. The record is from RefSeq and is a predicted model, not a curated record.
CCUUGGCUAUUCUAAAAAAGAGCUCUCAUUCUCGCAGCGAAGAAGGGGAAGACAGACCUCCCAGCGCUUAUUGCUCUCCAUCCACAUUCUCCGGGAUUGAUACGGGAUUUCAAUGUUCAGCCUGCUCCUUAGCUUCUGUGUUGAGUGGGGUUGCCCCUAUAUGGCGUUUGGGAGCGUGAGUGGAGACUUCUGCCAGGCACAGCACCUCGCCUUCGUGGACAAGUGAACCGAGAGCCCCCCGAAAGACUACGCUACCCACAAGCCCCCCUGACUGCACCGCCUGCCAACACACUGGGCCUUCCUCCUCACUGCCACCCCAUCUCUCUCUCUCGCUCUCUCUCUCUUCCUCCCUCUCUCGCUCAGUCUCUCUUCUCGGUGGCCCGCUCCUCCACAGCCUUGACCUCGUCCGAACCCUGUGACCCCGCCCCCUCCUUCCAGAGUUCUCUAGCACUCUGCACCGCGCGGCUCUGCGCCAGACACCCAUCGGACGCUCGUCUGCUCCUGCAGUGAUUUCUCGGACUAGCCUGUCUUCCUCACCGCUCCUGAAUGGGGUUCAGGACUGUGAAAGUGAAGAGUGUGUGUCUGUGCUGUAAUUGUUUCAAGACGUCUGGCCAACAUGAACCGCCCGGCAGCAGUAGAGAUCUCCUACGAUGGGAUGAAAUUCCUCAUCACACACAACCCCACCAACUCUACACUCAACAAGUUCACAGAGGAACUGAAGAAGUUUGAAGUGAAGACGCUGGUGAGAGUGUGUGAUGCCACCUAUGACAAAGCCCCUGUGGAGAUGGCCGGAAUCACGGUCCUGGACUGGCCCUUUGAUGAUGGAGCCCCUCCCCCCACCCAGAUCGUAGAUGAUUGGCUGAACCUGUUGAAGACCAAGUUCAGGGAGGAACCUGGGUGCUGCAUCGCUGUCCACUGCGUGGCCGGACUGGGCAGAGCUCCCGUGCUGGUGGCCUUAGCCUUAAUUGAGUGUGGGAUGAAGUACGAGGAUGCUGUCCAGUUCAUAAGGCAGAAGAGACGUGGAGCCUUCAACUCCAAGCAGCUUCUUUACCUGGAGAAGUACCGGCCCAAGAUGCGCCUGCGCUUCAAGGACUCCAACGGCCACAACUGCUGCAUCCAGUAGACCGCCGCCGGAGCGUUCCGCGCCCAACACCAUACCUUUUUUUAGCAAGCAGAAGACGACGACAAAGAAGAAGAAGAAACCAAACUCGAACCGAUACAAAAAAAAAAAGAAAAACAAAAUAUUUGCUAUGUAGGGACAGAAGCCGAGCGGAGUCAGCAAAGCGUAAAUGUUGUGGUGAUUGUGUUUGUCUUGAUACUGGACAGCGAGGAGCGGUUAACGGAGGACAGGACUGUGUGCAGGACAUAGGCCUGUACAACACACCAGCUGUAUGAUUUCAGAGCUAGAGGUCAAAGCACACCGAUUAGGCCCACCUCCUGGUUACCUGUGCACCAAUCACGGGCUUAGAAUCUCACUUCCUGUUGGCCUGUGAGCCAAUCGCAGGCUAAAAUCCCUCCUGAUCUUUUUUUUUUUUUAUACCCCCACACACCACCCACCCUUUCCCCUGAUCUAAUCAUGGGAUAGCCUUUUUUAUUUUUGUUUUUUAUUCUACAUGAGAAAUGUUGUUUAAAUGAACCAGUGGUAAUAGAGAUUUAUACAUGUGAAAUUGUAAUGAUAUUAAUGAUUUUUAUUAAUAACAUUAUUGGUAUGAUUAUUCAUGGGCCAGACUUAUGUACUUUUAAAAUUUUGUUUUGAAGCCUUCUUACACAAACUCAAGUUGUUUUGGUCAAAGUGACUGUAGGAUGGGCAUGGGUGUUAUUGCACGAACACAAAGAAACUGAACAGGUUCCAUUCAAAUGCAGUAACUUUCUUCUCUCUUUCUCUCUUUCUCUCUUUCUUUCUUUCUUUCUUUCUUUCUUUCUUUCUUUCCCCCCCCCCCCCAUCUUCUGGGAAUUUCCCUCUGUAAUUUUGGGGGGUUUCGGAUGGGCUUGACAUAUAUUCUCUGUAUUUAUUCUGUUUAAUUAAUCUCUGCCUGGAGUUGGGUAGGGGCCAGAGACCCUUCACACUCGAAGACACACACACACACACACACACACACACACACACACACUGACUUAUCUGUUAUCUCUUCUUUUAAACAACCAUGUUUUCAGUUUUGUUUUCUGAAUUUCUGGGGAGUGCAAUAUUCAGUCCAGCUUAAAGAAGGCAGGCCUCACCCCUGGGACCGUCCUACACGCGCACACACACACACACACACUCAGACAAACACACAGGGACUUACACGUGCACACACACCAAUGAAAAUCGCACAGGAGGAGGCUUGGUUGGUUAAGGUACUUGCUCACUUAUCAUGGCUGUUCACUCCUGUUUUAAAAAGGUAAUCGUCAACCCACACACACACACACACACACACACACACAGUCUCACUGUGACCCUACUGUUCAGCCCACAGUCACUGAAGGAAGGUUGCUGCAGCCAUGCCGUGUGUAAGGGGUGAUCAGUUCAAGAUUUAUUUUGUAUAAUUUCCUCCGAACCUUUACCCCCUUACUUUGUCUUGGUUUUAAAAUAAAUGAAUAUAAACUGUU